This is a messenger RNA of Ixodes scapularis (black-legged tick), 2878 nucleotides long. RefSeq names its product sesquipedalian-1. Bases 471 to 1199 code for a protein of 242 amino acids. The transcript has 3 exons. Gene Ontology annotation, cellular component: early endosome; recycling endosome; trans-Golgi network. Gene Ontology annotation, biological process: retrograde transport, endosome to Golgi; endosome organization; receptor recycling. NCBI's taxonomy places the organism in Eukaryota, Metazoa, Arthropoda, Arachnida, Ixodida, Ixodidae. The record is from RefSeq and is a predicted model, not a curated record.
AAACUAUAAGGUCACAUGUACAGAGGUCAAAAAUAUGCAACAUCGCGGCGGCCGGAUGGGGGGUCACUUUCAGCUGCCAAUGUAUCGCUCUAAGCCCCUCACCUUGCUGGGUGUAUCGUGCAUAUCCGUCCUAAACAACUUGUUGCUAGCGCCCCCAGCGUUCGUAUUGUUUUAGCCUUAUUAAUUUUGAACGGCCCUCAGCGGCCGACAGAUUCUGCGGUCCUCUGGAAUUCGUAGUUUCGGCUGCGCGCAUCUGCGGCCAAUCUUUGGACAUAAAAAUGUUUUAAAUUAGAACCGAAUGAAACCUUACCGUGGAAACAUUUUGAAGUCUUUUAAACCACCGUGCAGUCGCUCGAACUCUGCUCACAAGCGACCGUUAUGUCUCCAGGAAGCUGACGUCGACGAAAGGUUGAUGUUUUGGAGCGAUUGCUGAAGCAGCGGGGAGCUUGGUCUAUCGCCUUGCCCUCAUCAUGAAGAUCAACGACAAGAACCUAGUCACCUUCGCGCUGAGCAACACCCCCGUGGACCGAGAAGGCUGGCUCAUGAAGCGGGGCGAAGUGAACCGGUCCUUCCAAAAGCGCUGGUUCCUGCUCAAGGGCAACCUGCUCUUCUACUUCGAGAAGAAGACGGACCGCGAACCCGUCGGCGUCGUCAUCCUCGAAGGCUGCACCGUCGAACUGGCCGAAAACGAAGAGCUGUUCGCCUUCAAGGUGGUGUUCCACGGCUCGGGCCACCGGAUGUACAUGCUUUCGGCUGAGUCGCAGGAGUGCAUGGAGGGCUGGAUGAAGGCCCUGGCCUGCGCCUCGUACGACUACAUGAAGCUCAUGGUGGCCGAGCUGCAGCGCCAGCUCAGCGAGGUGGCCGAGGCCGAGCGGCUUGCCAAGUGCGGCAACACCACGCCGCUGCUCGUCGGGGGCCAGCUGCCGGCCAACCGGUCGGACAGCUGCCUGUGCGUGCGCGACACCUCGGGCCGCACCGCCCGCUUCAACCCCUUCGAUCGCUGGAAGGAGGACUUUGCCGCCGGCAGCGAGGGGGCGGCGCCGCCGGUCGCGUCGGCAUCACCACGCGCCGUGGCGUCGGCCAAGUACACAUUUGCCGAGCUGCACCGGCAGUACGGGACGAGGGUGAGAAAGCUCAUCGAGGAGAGGAGGCGGAGGGAGGAGAAGGAGCGGGGACUCGAACUGCUCAUCGACCUCUGAAGAAGGGAGCAGAGCUCAUCGAUGCGGCGCCGUGUGGAUUCCGUUUCUUCGACGUGGGCCGCGACACCGGAGGUGUUGCGCUGUGCGGGUAAUCUCGUGCAUUUCCGGAGCGUUUAGGAACAGUGCGUAGCAUGCGAUGGCCGGAACGAGACUGGACGUGUUGUACUGACCUGAAAACUAAUGUGUGCUGCUCAACGUUGCUGGUCGGCCCAUUAGUCUGCCUUGCAUCGCUUGUUUAGGGAGUUGUUACAACUCGGACUGAGGAUUUGUGGCAAUGCCAUCCAGACACGAGACAAGUUCAGGUAGUUUCCUUUGCAGGUCUCGCGUGCCAUUAACGGAGCAUAGUGGUGCCCCCUUCAUCUUGUGGUCCGAGUACCAGUUGACCCGCAAUUAUGACGCAUUUCUAAAACUGUUUUUCUACCAGUGCAGAAUUACAGGGAAAAAAAUGUUUUAUCUUCAUCUGCUGCACUCAGCUUAGGAUUGUCACUCUGUUGUAGCACAGCAGCAUCACACCGUGCCAUGUAUUCCUGUAUGGUGCAGUGUGGGCGGAAAGUUUGAGGGUGCUAAUGGUAUGCAAGUGCUUGUGCAAAUGAAGUGCUUUCGACGGGUACACAAACCCAGCCAUAUUCCCUGCUGUAAAUAAUAGUACUGCGAGAUCGUCCAGACAGAAAAGGCUAGUCUUGCCAUAGGUUGCGUUCCAUCACGUUUUUACCACCGGUGAUCUUGCACCGAUAUCAAUAAAUGUACAAAUUUCCCGUGUUGAAAGUAUGAUCCCGCGAAAUCCAUCUUCGGUCUAAGUCAAAUUCGUAAGUCCCAGCGUGUCAGCUUUACUAUUCGUUCUUUCUCGCGAGGGUCGAAACGUGGUGCCAUUGUGCAAAUAGGCACCAAACCCUUCCGGUUCUGAACUUGACGGGAGGUUUCCCAGUAUUUGCAUAAUCAAAUAUUCACGCUAUCUUCAGGAAAUGGCCACUCGUAGCUCUAUCAGACUUGAUUUACUCUUACGAUAAAAGGAUGACGAGUAAAACAAAUUGGGAAACAUGUGAACCGGAAGUGUGCCGGGGCUAACCAAGUUUGUUGCCAAACAAAAAAGGGUGAGUAGACCUCCACAGGCACGCUUUCUCGAUGCCCCUGCCUUGUUCCGCUUCAUUUGCACCAAGCUAGGGAGCGCAGCUACAUCUGCGACCGUGAGCCCCCUUGCUGCGAAGUGUGCCUCUGGUUUGUAGACAUCCAUGCAGCGAGGGCAAUCUUGCAAAGCCAAAAGUCUGGUCUCGAGUCCCAACCCGUGUGCAGUGCAUAGGGCAGCGUGUGGUGGAUAGCGCUACUUCUACUGUUGUGUGUUGUGCAUGGUCUUGUGGAAGUACAGAGAGAGUUCGAAAUAUGGGAGCACUUUUACUGGGCACCCUCUAAUGCUCAAGGUGAAGCUAGUGCCUGGGAAGUAUGUUUGAGCAGAUUGAAAACGAGAGACAGGAGAAUUGUCACAGUUGCACAUUUUUACACGGCAAGGAACGUCUACAAAUGUUUUAAUAUAUGAACAAUGGUGUAAAAAACAUACAUUGUUGGCGAGGAAUGAUGGGGUGAAACUGCCGAUGGCAGCAGAUUCCCGAGGUACAACUGUUUUGCACAUCUGCAAAUGCACCUGCCAAAUGUUGAUGGAAAUAAAAAAAAACAAAAAACCUUCA